CCCAUUCAGUUCAGUCCAGUCAGGCGCCAUCUUCUCCUGCACGCUUCUCUCGGACAUGGCUGAUUAUGCGAAUGUGCCGCCGCCGUCUUCAAACUCUGGAGGAGUAAUGAACGACGCUUUUAAAGAUGCGCUGCAACGGGCGAGACAAAUUGCAGCUAAAAUUGGAGGUGAAGGUGGUAACCCACCCCCUCCAUCCAAUGAUUUUGGAUACGGAGGACAGAAAAGGCCUCUGGAAGAUGGUGACUCUGGAUUUUCACCGACUUCAUAUUAUGAUCAGCCUGAAACAAAAAAAGUCGCUACUAGUGACCCAUUUUCUGCAAUGGCUGGAAUGCCCGGACUUCCAAGGUCUAUAUCAGAAGAAUUUAAGGUUCCAGAUGGCAUGGUUGGCUUUAUUAUUGGAAGAGGUGGAGAACAGAUCUCAAGAAUACAGCAAGACUCGGGAUGCAAAAUACAGAUAGCUCCAGACAGUGGCGGUCUGCCUGAUCGCUGCGUGACUAUUUCAGGCUCCACAGAUUCAAUCCAGACGGCUAAGAGGUUAUUGACCGAGAUCGUCGAGAAAGGCAGGCCUACGCCUUUUCAUCACAAUGACGGUCCUGGAAUGUCCGUUCAAGAAGUAAUGAUCCCGGCAUCCAAAGCGGGCCUGGUCAUCGGCAAGGGCGGAGAAACGAUCAAACAGUUACAGGAGCGGGCUGGAGUCAAAAUGGUUAUGAUUCAGGAUGGUCCUCAGAACACGGGUGCAGACAAACCACUGCGGAUUUCCGGAGAUCCUUUUAAAGUCCAGCAAGCUAAGGAUAUGGUGAUGGACCUGAUCAGAGAUCAAGGAUUUCGGGAGCAGAGAAAUGAAUACGGGUCUCGGAUGGGAGGAGGAGGAGGAGGAGGAGGAGGAGGAGGAGGAGGAGGGGGAGGAGGAGGAGGAGGAGGAGGAGGAGGGGGAGGAGGAGGAGGAGGAGGAGAAGGUCUUGAUGUUCCUGUGCCACGCUUCGCUGUGGGCAUUGUGAUCGGCAGGAGUGGUGAGAUGAUCAAGAAGAUUCAAAACGACACCGGUGUUAGGAUUCAGUUCAAACCAGAUGAUGGCACUGAGCCAGACAGGGUCGCUCAGAUCAUGGGUCCACCAGAUCGGGCCCAGCACGCAGCCAGCAUCAUCACAGACCUUCUGCGCAGCGUACAGCAGGGCGGACCCCCAGGUCCCGGCGGCAGGGGCAGAGGACGUGGACAAGGGAACUGGAACAUGGGCCCGCCUGGAGGCCUGCAGGAAUUUUCCUUCACUGUACCCACUGUUAAAACCGGCCUCAUUAUUGGCAAAGGAGGAGAAACCAUAAAGAACAUAAGUCAGCAGUCUGGGGCCAGGAUAGAGUUGCAGAGGAACCCUCCUCCCAACGCCGACCCCAACUUGAAGAUGUUCACCGUGCGUGGGUCGCCCCAGCAAAUCGACUACGCCAGGCAACUGGUUGAGGAGAAGAUUGGGGGACCGGUUACUCCGAUGGGUGGCCCUCAUGGCCCACCAGGGCCCCACGGAGGCCCUGGACCACACGGCCCUCCUGGUCCACCUGGACCUCCUGCGCCUAUGGGCCCCUACAAUCCUGGAGCCUACAACCAGGGACCUCCUGGACCACAUGGACCCCCUGGGCCGUACCAACCUCAAGGCUGGGGCAACGGCUACCCUCACUGGCAGCAAGGCCAACCCGAUCCCAACAAAGCAGCGGCUGACGCCAAUGCUGCAGCAUGGGCGGCUUAUUAUGCCCAGUACCAGCAGCAGCCUCAACAGCAACAGCAACAGCAGCAGCAACAGCAGCCCCCCAUGACCCCCACAAGUUCAGCACCGGGCACCACACAAGCCAACGGGCAAGGUGACCCGCAGGCUCCAGGUCAGAGCGGACAGACAGAUUACACCGAGGCGUGGGAGGAAUAUUACAAGAAAAUGGGUCAACAAGGCCAGCAGCCGCAGGAUUACACCAAGGCGUGGGAGGAGUACUAUAAAAAACAAGGUCAAGCUGCUCCCCAGACACCCGGAGCGGCGCCCUCUCAACCCGGUGGCCAGCCGGACUACAGCGCCGCCUGGGCCGAGUAUUACCGCCAGCAGGCGGCCUACUACGGCCAAGGAGGCUCUCAGCCCAUGGGAGCGACGCCACCGGCCCAGCAGGGCCAGUAAUGUGAAGCGGACAUAAAGUAAAUGCUACCUUGUCGAAAAAAUCCUUUGUUAAAUGUUUGGAUGCAGACGCCUUGAUGAAGAUCGUAAUUUCCUUGGUUUUGCGUUUAAACUUGUUUGCAGAACGGCUUCGGAUCGAGAGUCUUUUCUUUCUCUCUUUUUUUUUUUUUUUUUUGUGUAUUUUUUUCUUCUCUUGUAUAAAAUGAACAGUCUUGUUUUUAGUGCGGUAACAUUUUGGUCAUUCCUGCUCUUGUAUCUCAUGUAGUUCAGAGCUCAUGUCUAUAAUCUCCAGCCCAUGUAAAUCAUCUCAGUUUUAAUAUAAAAUGCCUGUUGUGUUUUGCAAUAAAACAAAAUGAAACCUCCUGUGUUGGUAAGUUGGGUGGAUAAAGGUGGGCAGUGGUGAUAUCAUCAUGUAUGUUAUUGCUCUUUUCUUCUGGCGGGUGGGAUGUGGGGUCUAAAACCACGUAAACGUGACAUUUCGGCUCAAUUCUUAAGACUGCUUGUUAGCUCUUGGUCGUUCCCAUUCCUGGUCUUGUAGGUUACACGAAUGCUAUGCGGAUAGGCCUGUCGUUGACACUAGAACUAGGCAGGUGUAUGAAAUGCUGAGCGAAAUGCGACUGCUGAGAAACUAACUUGAGAAACUUUAGGACAGCGGUAAGCAAAAAAAAAAAAAGAAUGUUGUUUAUUUUAUGUACUGCAAGCAUUUUUGUCAGUAUGCUGUUCUUUCAGUAUAGGUGAGCAGAUAUUUAAGUAUAUAAACUUGUCCUAUUUUACUCAUUUGUCUAUUAAUUUGCAAACAUUUUAAUGCACCUGCUGGCAUUUUUUGUCAAUUCGAAAUGUAAAAGUGGCGAUGUAGGCCUGUAGGUGUGUGUUUUUAGGGCUGAGAAGGCUAUGCUGUACCACACCAGUGAAAUGAGGCCUCCGAUGUAAGUACCAAAACAAAAACCAAAACCCCAAGUUUUGAUUUGCCAAUGCAUUGUCUUUGACCAGUUAGUGCAUAAGGUUGAUUGAUAUGUUCACCCUGCUCAUGUAUUUUUUUUAUAUAUUCUUGUUGUUCUGUUUUUGGGUAAGUAUGUCUGGGCGGCAGCUCGAUUUGACAUGAUGUAAAAUGAUGUCUCUGAAGCCUCUGACCUUACUUACCCUGUUCUGUAAUUGGACUGUUAAGUUUUGCUAAGCAAACGUAAAACUGUUUUAGAUGCGAAAUGAUGCGCAGGCAAUGAAGCAAUGAAAUGUGGUUGUGUUUUUUGCUUCUCUCUUGACAUGUUUUUGACAGGCAGCACUUGCAGUUAAUCUGUUAUGGCAUUGGAAAUGCAGAACGUAUAAAUGUAUAAACAUUUAAGUGCCAUUAGUGUUUUCUAAAUACAUGUUUUGUGCUAAUGUGGGCUGCAGUUUCAGGCUACAGUAUUCUAGUUCUGUGACUCGUUUUUUAUAUAUAUAUACAUAAAUAUAUAAAUAUUUUGCAGUUGCUUUGAAAAUAUCAAAUUGAUGCCGUUUGCAAUGUUGAUUGGUGGCACAAUGCGUAGUGUCUGAUUUUUGCAGGGUCGAUCCAGACCUUAGGUUCUGCUGCAAUAACACAGGUAAGCUUAACCUAAGAAAGCAACAAGUGUUUGACCUGUGAAUCAGUGUUGAUGUAUUUUUCCCACUGAAUCUGACUUGUGAUGUUUGCUAUUUUUUAAAAAAUACUAUAAAUAUUUACUGUUAAGACUAUAAAUGUAGAGAACAUUUCUGAAAGCCCUUUAAAGUCGUAUAAUGCCAUGUAUCUAAAUUAACUACGUCACUGACUAGCAUGCAGCUUAAUGUCAUUUUUCUCCAAAUACAAUUGCAAUGUCAUUUUAUCAUGACUGAGAUGCUGUUUGUCCCAUACCGUGCAUACACAAUGCUUCUCCUUGCUCUUGAUUUAGAUCAAUCGUGAUGACACUGUAUUUGUCUUAUCGAUGCUGCAUGGCGAUUACUCUGAAGUAUACACAUGUAUGUGUGCUCACAUGUGAUUGGUUCAAAGCCUGUGUUAAUGUGGCGCUAAUGCAAACUGCUGCCUUCAUUCUCGCUCACAGUGUUGGAAGACGCCGCAGGCGUAGUUCGUAGAAUCAGGUCCUCAGCUAGGGUUGAUCCUAAGGAGGAGAGUAUCCCUCUGCCGAACAUAGACCGUUCGAGGGCUCCAGUUAAAGGUAAAUGAUGAAUAUUCGGGAAUCUGUGAUUGCAAAGUCAUGUGUUUUCGUUCAGGCCAAAUGUCUUCUGAUGCUAGCAAUAUUCUUUCUCUUGUGGUUGAUGAAUUCUGCCAUGUUGAUUCGUACAUGCUGUUUUACUGUUGUUGACUUGCGUAGGGACUGAAAUGUGUUCAUGUUAGACAGCCGAAUUAUGACCAGGAACAUUCAUGCGUAACAUUCAUGCAUUUAUGAGUAGCAAACCAGGCCGAAAAUUAGAGAGUGUCUAUUUGAAUUUGUUGUCCGUUGCUGCAUACGGUGUGGUAUGUACGCAAUUGGCUCCUUCUUUAUAAGCAAACUGUCCAACAGAAUUCGUUUUUUGGGGGGGGGGGGGGGGGCAAAAGAAGACUUAAUCGGAGGCUAGCUGAGAAAUGGGGAGCAUGCCUUCGAGGUAAACACAAAACGGUUUAUUGUACAGUCCAUGCUCUGAAAUGUACAUUUUGUUUUUGCUUUUUUUCCUGCUGAAUUGUUGAAUUUCACUGUUUUGUUGAGCAACUGUUGACCUGUUAAUCAAUAAAACUGUCGUGUUUAGAA
Molecule: messenger RNA, 4881 nt
Organism: Trichomycterus rosablanca
Lineage: Eukaryota; Metazoa; Chordata; Actinopteri; Siluriformes; Trichomycteridae
Gene: fubp1
Product: far upstream element (FUSE) binding protein 1
Exons: 21
Coding region: 56-2149 (697 amino acids)
Biological process (GO): regulation of DNA-templated transcription
Cellular component (GO): cytoplasm; nucleus
Molecular function (GO): mRNA binding
Source: RefSeq, a predicted model, not a curated record